AGUUGGGGUGCGGGUGGCUGGGGGUGCGGAGAGACCGGCCUACGCAACGCGCUACGGUCGCUUCGGGUCCCGACACUCGGCGGUAAACCCAGAGACCUAGGCUCCAGUUUUCUCCAGCUGGUUGGGUUGAUUCCCGUCGUAACUUAAAGGGAAACUUUCACAAUGUCCGGAGCCCUUGAUGUCCUGCAAAUGAAGGAGGAGGAUGUCCUCAAAUUCCUUGCAGCAGGAACCCAUUUAGGUGGCACCAACCUUGACUUCCAAAUGGAACAGUACAUCUACAAAAGGAAAAGUGAUGGCAUCUACAUCAUAAAUCUGAAGAGAACCUGGGAGAAGCUUCUGUUGGCAGCUCGUGCCAUUGUUGCCAUUGAAAACCCAGCUGAUGUCAGUGUCAUAUCCUCCAGGAAUACUGGCCAGCGAGCUGUGCUGAAGUUUGCUGCUGCCACUGGAGCCACUCCUAUUGCUGGCCGCUUCACUCCUGGAACCUUCACUAACCAGAUCCAGGCAGCCUUCCGGGAGCCAAGACUUCUGGUGGUUACUGAUCCCAGGGCUGACCACCAGCCUCUCACAGAGGCCUCUUACGUUAACCUGCCUACCAUUGCUCUGUGUAACACAGACUCUCCUCUGCGGUAUGUGGACAUUGCCAUCCCAUGCAACAACAAGGGAGCUCACUCAGUGGGUCUGAUGUGGUGGAUGCUCGCCCGGGAAGUCCUGCGCAUGCGCGGCACCAUCUCCCGUGAACACCCGUGGGAGGUCAUGCCUGAUCUCUACUUCUACAGAGAUCCUGAAGAGAUUGAAAAGGAAGAGCAGGCGGCAGCUGAGAAGGCUGUGACCAAGGAGGAAUUUCAGGGUGAAUGGACUGCUCCAGCUCCUGAGUUCACUGCUGCUCAGCCUGAGGUGGCAGACUGGUCCGAAGGUGUGCAGGUGCCCUCUGUGCCUAUUCAGCAGUUCCCCACUGAAGAUUGGAGUGCUCAGCCUGCCACUGAAGACUGGUCUGCAGCUCCCACUGCUCAGGCCACUGAGUGGGUAGGAACGACCACUGAGUGGUCUUAAACUGUUCUUCCACAAACUCUUAAAAUGGAAAUAGGUUGAUGGAAAAUAAAGUUUCUAAAAAUUGUGUCCA
Molecule: messenger RNA, 1120 nt
Organism: Balaenoptera acutorostrata (minke whale)
Lineage: Eukaryota; Metazoa; Chordata; Mammalia; Artiodactyla; Balaenopteridae
Gene: RPSA
Product: ribosomal protein SA
Exons: 7
Coding region: 163-1050 (295 amino acids)
Biological process (GO): ribosomal small subunit assembly; cytoplasmic translation
Cellular component (GO): 90S preribosome; ribosome; cytosolic small ribosomal subunit
Molecular function (GO): structural constituent of ribosome; laminin receptor activity
Source: RefSeq, a predicted model, not a curated record